ACUUGGUAUUGGUUUUGGAAAACAGCCUGGAUAGCGCAGAACGUGUAUUACGGGAGUCACUUGACACUCAUCCACCCCUGCGAUUGUAGAGACGUUUCCACAAAGUAGAAACAUCAGUGUAGCCAGUAGAGCUGUUGUUCAUGGAUACCUAGCUGGUUCUAGUUCACUGAGUUAUAACUAAAAUCAUAAGGACUUCCAAUGCCAUGCGGGCAAUAAUAUUCUUGACAAUAACUGGAAUGUGCCGAAAACACUAACACAUGGCAGGUGGUUCCAGUUCUAACGGAGAUUCUUCUCCAAGUCGAGUAUGUAGAGAUUUUCUGCGCAACGUUUGCCACAGAGGGAAGCGAUGUAAAUAUCUUCAUGAAAGAUCAGAAGAUGACCCAGCAGACGAAUAUACUUUUUGUCAUGAUUUUCAAAAUGGGAUUUGCAAUUGGCCGGGAUGCCGAUUUUUGCAUUGCACCGAAAGUGAAGAAAAACACUUCAGAGCAACUGGUGAAUUACCACCGCGUAUUUUAUCGAAUUUGAAAUGUAACAAUGACAAAUCCGAACUACCGUUAUGCAAGGAUUUCAUCAAAGGCAGCUGCCAAAGAGUCAAUUGUAAGUACAGGCAUUACAAGAAGGAAGAACCACAGCAUCCUAUGGUCCCUCCGCCCCAUCAUACCGUUACGAGACCUCAACAUAAUUUUAACGGUGUCAGUAAUGGCGAAAAUCGAAGAUAUGAAGAAGAAAGAAGCUACCACUGGCAGAUGGAGGACCCGCAUCCACUGGUCCACAAUAAUGGCUACAAUCCUUCUACGCAUCCGCCUGAUUAUUUGGGGCCUCCUGAAGCAAAACGACGAAUUGUCUCUGGAGAAACUAUCUUGCAUUUCGAAACGUCACCUCUGGUAGGACAGCAUCCAACCCAGCCUGUAACUUCUAGCUAUUACUAUCCUGUAAUCCCCAGAAAUGAAGCUAGAGCUUUUAAUCUCGAAGAUGAAAAUGCAUUGCUGAAAAAAAAGAUUGAGGAACUAAAAAAGCAGGUCAACGAUUUAACAGCGACAAAUGAAUUCCUACUGGACCAAAAUGCACAACUAAGAAUGUCUGGUAAAAGGACAACUAAUGUAACUGCUGUAACAGUCCCAGCAGUUACGAUAACAAACACUGUACCUCCAUCUCAAGCUCCAACACCUCAACAGAUGGUUAAUGCUGCUGUAGCAGCUGGAACACUGCGAACUGUUACAGCUAGCGUUGCAACUGUUCCUGUGAGCAUAGCAACAGUAACUCCUGUAUCAAUCGCUGCUGUUUCCAUGGCACCGGUGUCUAUUCCUCCACCGAUUGUCACGAUGGCUCAACAAACUAUUAGUAUGAGUGGUUCGGGUCCUCAGCCUACCAACCAACAAGCACCGAACGCUCAGCAACCAACAAACUUACCACUAUCAAUAUCUGGUCCAACCGCACCACUCGUUUCUUAUCCAAUUAUGACACAAGAACUGAGACCUGUCUUACAAUAAAAGAUUAUUCUUUUAUAGAAGUUAAAAAAACACCAACUCAUUUAAAUACUGUAUUACGGAGCCUACGAUCAAAACCAUGAUUCGUAACAUCCCAGCUAAAACCGUAUAAAAUCAAAAGAUUAGAUGACUCUUGACCCGGCUAGGUGGGUAGUAACGGUCAAGAACGCAGCUGCUUUGUGGGGGGCCAUUUCUGUUGUGUCAAAACAAAUAGGUAGACAGAUGUAUAACAUCCCAUCUGAUAGUGAAAAUGUACAUAGAUUUUGUUAUUUUACUUAUAAAAUUUUUGGUUUAAGACAUUUUGCGCGCAGCUUUUUACCUGGUGGAGUUUUCAAAAAUGGCACCAAAUUUAGCCAACCUCUUCCAUAGCAUCCCAGUUCAAUUAUUUAAAAUCCUUUUGUAUGACUACUGAGGUUACGAAAAUACUGUUUUUAAACAUUUUUAAUACUGACUAUAAUGCCCAAUAAAUCAGAUGCUGCACUCGGUUGGUCUGAUAAAAAUUUCUCCUAUAUCUAGGCAACUUAUUUUAUCAUUUCCAACAAAUGGGAUUGGCUAAAUUUGUUGACAUUUUCAAAAUGCAAAUGUAACGUCUGAGGCGGUGCGAUUUUUUUCUGACCCCAAUUUAAUUACAAGAAUAAUUUUCAGACGGCAUGCUAUACGUAAUUUUUUUUCUCGUUUGUUUUUUCAGAAUGGUCUCGUGGACAGGCGCUGCGCUAUCGGUGUAUGAAAAACGUGUCAUUGGUAUUUCAGAACUAUCAUGUAACUACAUUCCGGAAAUCAGACAAGAUAUUAUCGAACAGGUCGGCUCAAUUUGUUCACAUUUUUGAGUUCAGGAUCAUAUAAUAGAUUUUAUACGGUUUUGGCCAGGAUGUUAUGAGUCAAAAAUCAUGGUCGUGAGCUGCCGUAAUAUACGUGUGUUCUACUUAUCGUAAUGAUCAAGAAAUAUAAGCCUAGGAAUAGUUAUAUUUUAUAUACAAAAAUAGAUUGCUAUAGGUACUUUUAUUGUCCCAGAUGCUACUAAACAAAGCUUGCGAAAUUUGUUAGCUUAUUGGUUGUUUUCCCUCAUAUUAACGUAUCAGGCUUCUUUUCAUAUUUUCAGUAAGAUAUUUUUCUUCUUAGAAGUGGUAGAGUGGAGAAUUCAUUUAUCAUUGAUUGUUAAAUGUUUCUGAAGCAAAAUAUUACAUAUUUAUAGAAAAGAAAUGUCUAAUUUGAUACAAGUCUAGAAAUUCCAGACAAAUAUAAUAAAUUGUGAAAGAUGAACUGUAUACCAAUCCCGAACAGGUGUAGAGCCUUGAAAGUUAUCGUGUGUACUUUGGUAAGUUCGUUGACUGAAGAAUAUAAAGACAGUUGCCCUAAUGGUUUUGGUGUGACAACCGAAAAUCGUCGUGCGCUUGCACCCCCUGAGAUGUUCCAACGGUAGAGUUGAAAAGUUAUUGCAGAACAUCAAGAGAGUUGCCGAUUUCGACAUGAUGCUGGCUGUAUUCACCUUCCGAGUAACGCAGUCUUCGCAACGGUAAGCCCAAGCCAGUACUUGACCUGUGUGUACUUACCGACUUGUCGGCGAUACAAGAAAUCAAUAAUGAGAAUAAAUUUCUUCCAAAAUU
Neodiprion fabricii is the source of this 3091-nucleotide messenger RNA. Its product is annotated as zinc finger CCCH domain-containing protein 10-like. NCBI's taxonomy places the organism in Eukaryota, Metazoa, Arthropoda, Insecta, Hymenoptera, Diprionidae. The coding region runs from base 258 to 1490 and encodes 410 amino acids. The record is from RefSeq and is a predicted model, not a curated record. The transcript has 4 exons. Gene Ontology annotation, molecular function: metal ion binding.